AUGGCUUCUAGCAACUUCAACCAAAAUUUUACUCCCUUCUGUUUCAAGUGGGACUAGGCCUUCGUUAGCAAUUACAACAAGUUCGAAUAGGAGAUUAAUAGCAUCGAAAAAAAACUUGAACAUAAGAAGUUGAGCUCACGUUAUCCCUUCUUCUUUUAGAGAUCAAUUAUAAAUUUGGAAUUGAAUAAGCAAAUGCUUCAAAUAGGAUAAAUUUUUGAUGAAGAAUACGAAAGAUACGAAAAAUUCAACUAAAAUAUAAGAACUGACUUUAAAUCUGUAUUUUAAUCCAAGUUUUAACCUCCUUUCCUCGGUAUUGCAGUCAGUGCAGGCCUCUUUGGUAUUUUUGCUUUUGUCCCUUAUUUCAAGAAAAUAAGCUCCAUCAAGUACUCUGUAUUGGCUUUCCCACCUGUUAUUGAAUAUCUUUACGAUCAUGCUAAUACAGGAGCUCAAUUCAGAACUAAGGAAUUCUUGAAUUGGGUUCUCGCUUUCAGAGAGGGCUAAUCUAGACUUGAGUAUGAAGGCAAACUCUUAUUCGAACAAAAUCCUCGUCUCUUAAAAAGAUUCAGACACUUCACACUAAACAGAACUUCUCCUUAUGAUAUUUAUGAAAAGAUGGUUCUCUUGAUAAGAGAAGAAUACCCUGAAAACGAUACUGGUAACAUUACCUCAUUUGUAUGA
Messenger RNA from Tetrahymena thermophila SB210, 678 nucleotides. RefSeq names its product transmembrane protein, putative. The transcript has a single exon. NCBI's taxonomy places the organism in Eukaryota, Ciliophora, Oligohymenophorea, Hymenostomatida, Tetrahymenidae. The record is from RefSeq and is a predicted model, not a curated record.